UCACGCCUCGCGCAUCCAAGUCCUGUCCCGGCUCGGACGCGAUUAGGGUUCUUCCCUCACCCGACGAGAUGGAACGGAACUGUGUGUGAGAGAACGGCCUGCAGCCAUGAACGACCGGUACCACCGGGCGGCCCGGGACGGCUACCUGGACGUACUGAAGGAGGCCACCAGGAAGGACCUGAACGCCCCGGAUGAAGACGGGAUGACACCCACACUGUGGGCCGCGUACCACGGGAACCUGGAGGCGCUGCGGCUCAUCGUGGGGAGGGGGGGUGACCCAGACAAAUGUGACAUCUGGGGCAACACUCCUCUUCACAUGGCAGCUGCCAACGGCCACCACAACUGCCUGUCCUUUUUGGUGGCCUUCGGUGCCAAUGUGUGGUGUCUAGACAAUGACUACCAUACACCGCUGGACAUGGCGGCGACCAAGGGCCACAUGGACUGUGUUCGCUACCUGGACUCAAUCGCCGCCAAGCAAAUUACCCUUAACCCAAAGCUGGUUAGCAAACUCAAGGACCGUGCCUUUCGCUGGGCAGAGCGACGCAUCAAGGACUGUGCUAAACUCCAGAAGAAGCAUCGGGAGCGCAUGGAGAGAAAGUUUGUAAAAGAAGCAGCGGCUUUAGACAACAUGGAUGCAAUCAGCUUCUCCAGCUACACCAGUGGGAGCACGCUGAGUCGCAGGUUCAACACUGUGACCUCCAACAUGCCAUAUUCGCAGGCCACCCUGCACUCCACCGCCAAGGGCAAGGCCAAAAUCCAGAAGAAGCUGGAGAAGAAAAAGCAAGGGGAUGGAACGUUCAAGAUCUACGAGGACGGGAGGAAAAGUGUACGCUCACUUUCCGGACUGACUCUGGGCAACGAUGUUAUGUUCCUCAAGCAGGGCACCUACAACAACCCCAAAGAGCGCUCACGCCUCAAUAUCCGGGACAUGUUUGCCAGGGACGUUGAGGAUGACGUGGACACCAUCUCUCGUGCCAUGAGCGAUCCAGGCCUUCAUGAGGCUGCUUACUCAGAGAUUAGCGCUGACUCUGGCAGGGACUCCCUGUUCACACGUCCUGGGCUGGGCACCAUGGUCUUCAGGAGGAACUACAUGAGUGGAGGCAUGUUUGGGAUUGGGGCACGUGAUGAGGGCAGUGUUGCUGGGAGUGAACCUGUUGGACGAGCUCCCAAUGUUCGUUUACGUGGUCGUUUGCCGCGACACUCGCCAAGUUUGGAUGAUGUCAGUAUUGGCAGCGCCCUGAGUCUGCAGGAGAGGAACAUGCAGGAGUUACCGUGGGAGGAGUCGGACGUUGCCCUGGAUGAGGACUUGGAGACAGAGAGUAGUCCACUGGAGACGUUCCUGGCCUCACAGGGUCUCACUGAAUUCAUGACCAUCUUCCGGAGGGAGAAAAUUGACCUGGAGGCACUUAUGCUCUGCUCUGACAAGGAUCUCACCAGUAUCCACAUCCCUUUAGGACCAAGGAAGAAACUACUGGAUGCCUGUACGAAACGUCUGGAAACUUUGGAUGAACCAGAUACAAUAGAAGACACUGAGCUCUAGCAGUCUCUAGCUGGUUCCCAGCCUUAGUUUCUUCGUAUAUACUUUAUAUUAUAAGUUUACAUCUGUAUGAAUACAUUUCGGUUUUGUGUCCUGGUUGACAUUUGCUGUUUCUGCAUCCAUGCACACAUGAUCCACAUUUUUAUGCCUUGGAUCAAUGUGGAUUUCCUCAUGGACUAAUGUCGCCGCUGAUCCUGUCUUCUGAGGUUUGAGAGGAUAUGUUGAUUUUGUGCCAGGGAGGGAGAUGAAUAUGACACUAUACUCCCUUUAACAUGUAGCUGAUAGAUUCACUACCAAUAAUUCAUUAUCUUUAUCAUUACCGAAGCUUUGUUUUUAUCAUGAAACUGUGAUAAUGUUAGCUCUGCUAUAAUCUCCUUCAGUUAAUGACUUGAUGCAACAUUACACCUUUUUAUAAAGCUCACUUAUGAAUGGUUUUGAGAUUUAUUUAUUUAUUUAUUCAUACAGAGGCACUGAUGAUCUGUGUGAAAAAAAUAGUUUUGUAUUUGUGUUCUAGGUACAAGAAAGUUGCUAGGUGUUCAGAGAUUAGUGCGGUGAACAUCACACAAGGACUGUUCCACAUUUUCUUUUUUUUAAAGGGCAGCUCACUUCUCUAAAAUAGCAUGUUUACUGUCCAGCAUUUCAGCUUGAUGGUGAUCUGUGAACGCAAAUGACCCUGAACAAACAAUGAUUGUGUGAGAUAGCAACGUUAUCUCAAAUGGUGGAUGUGUUUUUCACUGAAUCAAUAUUCACUGACACUUUUGUACUGCUGCGGCUGACAUUUAUUAAAAUAAGGCAAAAGUGUUUGUUUA
Messenger RNA from Synchiropus splendidus (mandarinfish), 2346 nucleotides. RefSeq names its product Usher syndrome 1Gb (autosomal recessive) (gene ush1gb). The transcript is spliced from 3 exons. Gene Ontology annotation, biological process: sensory perception of light stimulus; equilibrioception; sensory perception of sound. The record is from RefSeq and is a predicted model, not a curated record. The coding region runs from base 107 to 1540 and encodes 477 amino acids. Gene Ontology annotation, molecular function: protein binding. NCBI's taxonomy places the organism in Eukaryota, Metazoa, Chordata, Actinopteri, Syngnathiformes, Callionymidae.